Messenger RNA from Phycomyces blakesleeanus NRRL 1555(-), 1029 nucleotides. RefSeq lists its product as hypothetical. The coding region runs from base 1 to 1029 and encodes 342 amino acids. The record is from RefSeq and is a predicted model, not a curated record. Lineage: Eukaryota; Fungi; Mucoromycota; Mucoromycetes; Mucorales; Phycomycetaceae. The transcript is spliced from 6 exons.
AUGUUUGAAAAAGUUAAAAACAGUCAUAUUUACGAAGACUGGGUCAAGACUGCACACCUUCUCGAUCCAGUAUUUGAUUAUAUAUCUUUUGUAGACCUUGCCAACGUAGAUAAAGAUUUGACAAAUGUUUCAUAUCUCAAGAGGAGAGAAAGCGAAUUCACAGAAAGCAUUAGGAAUCAAAGGUUACAGGUAGUCGAGAAAUUGAAUGCGGAUACAUCCGAGAAAAUAACUUCCGUGUCAAAAAAGCUGAUUGUUAGAUAUGUGUCAGCUCAGCUUCUUCUGCAUCAUUCUCAUCACAGCCACCAAUACGCGUAUCAAUUUCAUCAACCACAAUUCCACCCAAGAAAAGAAUCAUCGCCCAAAAACACGAACGAUAUUGGUAAUAAGAAAUUUCUGGCUAAUAUUAUCCAUGCUGUAAAUGGUAUCUGUGAUGAAUUACCUGAUGAUCUAGUUAUCUCUAUUGAUGACAAGGGUAUUAACAAGCUUGUUAAAAGCUACCUCGGCGAACAACGUUUUCAAUCUCUUGAAUCCAACACUGGCUUACCAGAGCACUCGCUGACACCACCUUGCCAGAAGCUAUUGGACUUGAUAAAUAAUGCACCUCCAAGUCCAGUGGUGAUCCGAAAGAUUAUCAGAAAGUCGACGCUUGGUGAUGAGAUUUUUAAUUUUAUUGUGCACUCUGACCUGAAUUUUGCAGAGACGACCAUAACCCACUUUUUGAACUUGAUGAUGAGUCCUUGUAAUCCAUUGGUACAUCAGACCCUGGAACGAACGGCAGCCACAUUUACCACGGUUACAAUAAUCAAUAACCUCUUUUUUGCCAAUAAUGAUAUUAUUAAUCUUGCAUGUAUUCAAAAAAAAAAAGUGAUUCUGCUCGGUAGGUUCGAAAAAGAAGUAUGGACAGCCGGCAAUACAAAAUGGGAUGGCGUAGCACUUGCUGUUAAGGAUAAAACAGUAGCACCAGUCCUAAUUGAGUUCUCUGGGGGGUAUUAUGUCCAACAGCACGGCAAAGAAGGAGAAGGACGAUGA